AUGACCGCCACCUCGAUGCAGAUGCACCGGCCGCCAGCUUCUUUAGCGGCAAGAGAGUCGGGCCAUUUGGCGCCUCCGAGAGAAAGUGUCUCUCGUAGAAGGUCCAACUCCCAGUCACAGGUGAUCCCUCAUACAGUUUCGGUCCAGGCCCGAACUCACAGACGGAAUGGCAACGGGGGUGCCAACGGGAGACCAAGUCACACAAGGACGAAGCUGGGCUACCUGUUGCCCGAAAGGCAUCAAUCGGAGUUCUAUGUGACAUUGGUUCCUUUGAAUGAUACCUUUGUAAGGAAACACAUCCAUGUGCCAUACUUUCCAGAAGUGUGCAAAUUGGGCCGUCCCACCGGCACAAAAGUGAAGCCAUCGGUGUCCAACGGGUACUUUGACUCGAGAGUUCUCUCGCGAAACCAUGCUUCUUUAUUCAUUGAACCCAAGUCGGGACAAUUGAUGAUCCAGGAUAUGGGCUCCUCCAACGGCACCUAUGUGAACCAGGAGAAGAUUUCCUCGGAGCCUGUGCCCAUAAAUAUUGGAGACAGAAUUAAUUUGGGGUUCAACAUUCAGGUGGAGACAAGCCAUAAGCAAAUAAGCGCUAUGGUUGAAGAUAUCAGUAUAGUUUCCAACACCCCGUCUGCACCUAUGCUCAGUGGGUUACCCAAACUCACACCAGAGAUAGUGAGCAAAUUCACCGGUGCUGAAAAACGACAUUUAGACUACUUACAGGGGCUUUUCGAGCAGAUCUCGGGAAAGAAACAAGAAGUGGAAGAGGACGAGGCAAACGACCCUUACGGAGGAGUUCUCACCACGAGUAAGUCCUUUGAACUGGGAAUGUUCUCAGACGUGACUCCGUCGAUGGAAGAAGUAUUUUCUGCAACUACAGCGGAGCCUGUCACAAAUGGUAUAUUUGUCAAUUCACGUCUAGUGAGGUCCAACGACUUAGAAUCCACUUUGACUACUUUGGUAUCGAACUUGGCCAAAGUCAAGCAGCAAAACAAUACCCUAAAAUCUCUCCAGACCUUUUUAAGUAAUUACCUGAAGAAGGUCAACGAGAUAAAUGACGAAUACGUCAAGGGCGAAGUCAAGAAGCACGAGCUACGCUUCGUUCUGGAGCUUGACAUGCAACUGACGAAGUUUGAGUCUCGAAUCGCCGAGCAGGUGAGACAGCUCGAAGAGAGAGAAAACAGUAUCCGCUUUCUUGAGUCACAGGUAGAGAAAUUGAAACAUGAGCAUACCGAGCUACAAAAAGAGCUUGAGCUCCAGAGAUUACCAAGUACCCAUAGCAGACAAGGCGUUGAGCCUCAAGAAGACGAUCAAGCAAGAUCAGAAUAUUCAGAAACACCUGGAGCCCCGCGACGCAUCUCCGUUGAUAUAUCCUCAUUCGAUUUCGGUACAGGCAAACUAGUCAAAGAAGGCUCAACCGAUGGGUCUGAGGACGUCGACGAGAUCUCCAAUAGUUCUGAUCUCGGCAGUGAGGACUCAGGCGCUCACAAACACAUACAGAGCAACAAGUUCGCCUCUCCAGAAGGAACGAUCGUGAAAAAUCCAUCAAUGAAUGAAGCUUUUGAGCAAGUGAACCAACUACGGACCAAGGGCGUUGCUGUGGGAUUGGUGAUAAUUCUUGCUGGAUUCGUGUACCAGACUUGCCAUAAGUGA
Molecule: messenger RNA, 1650 nt
Organism: Candidozyma auris
Lineage: Eukaryota; Fungi; Ascomycota; Pichiomycetes; Serinales; Metschnikowiaceae
Exons: 1
Coding region: 1-1650 (549 amino acids)
Cellular component (GO): cytoplasm
Molecular function (GO): protein binding
Source: RefSeq, a predicted model, not a curated record